Molecule: messenger RNA, 1272 nt
Organism: Anopheles nili
Lineage: Eukaryota; Metazoa; Arthropoda; Insecta; Diptera; Culicidae
Gene: Lrr47
Product: leucine-rich repeat protein 1
Exons: 1
Coding region: 1-1272 (423 amino acids)
Molecular function (GO): protein binding
Source: RefSeq, a predicted model, not a curated record
AUGAAACUUAUAUGCGAAACAUGCACGAUCAAUCGCGCUGUGGCCGGAGGAAAGCGAGCAUUUGUGAAAACAAUAUUAGCAAUAGGCAAAGGAUCCGAGAGAAAAGGAGAUGAAACGAAAAUCAUGCUGAUAACUACAAGCAAUAAAAAUGGCACAAAGUACAGUGUUUUGAAGAACAUUUCUAAAAUUUUCACCCGUUUCAUGGAAGAAGGAAAAGUCACGAUAUCGUUUGUUGUUCCAGAACACGAUGUGCAAAUUAAAAGUGAUAAAGUGCAGCUAACUGCAUUUAUGAAAGUGCUAAAGCUGGUGCUUUCCGGAGGUCAACCAAAAGAAACUCUUCCCACAAACGACCCUACGAAGCCAGAGCUUCGAUUGCCAUGUUUGAUGGUCGGCAAGAAAAAAACUUCAAUUCUGGAUUCACCGAGUGUCCUGGCCACGAAAUGCGUGAUUACGAAUAGGAAGAAUUAUCCAACAAAAGGAUUUUCGAGAAUGCUUGUUCACCUGCAAAUUUCCGAUGUUAAACUGUCGCGGUUCGAUAGUCAAAUUUUGCUACUGCAUAAAUUACGAUCUCUCAAUCUGUCGAAAAACUGCAUAAAUAGUCUGCCACGUGCCCUUGGCCAAUUGCGGCUAUGUGAUCUGGACCUUUCGAGCAACUGCUUGUCGGAUACCAGCUGGGAAUGGCUAAUGGAACCAAAAAUUCUAGCCUCGCUGCAAAAUCUUAACAUUUCCGAUAACGGUUUACUUUGCCUGCCGAUGAACGUGAUCUAUGCACGUGAAUUAGUAACACUAACGGCGGAUCGGAAUUAUAUUCGUAAGCUGCCUUUUGCGCUCUGGACAAUGCAUCGUUUAAGGGUGUUGUCGCUAGCGAAGAACCGCAUCGAUGCAAUUCCGGAAACCCUGCGAAGAAUGAGGCUCGAUAAGCUCGACCUUUCAGAGAAUGAACUGUACGAAAAUGCGGCUACCGUGCCUGAUCUACGACUUACGAACGAAUUUGUAUUGCAUCGCCAAGCUUCCAGUUUAUUUGAGAUAGCCGCACGAGCCGUGAUUCAUAAAAAGAUUCCUUAUGCACUACCUGGAUUGGUUCCGUUCUCCGUUGCAGAGACAUUGCGACGAACGCCACUCUGUGGGUGCGGUAAAAUGUGUUUCGAGGCGAAAAUUUUUCAUCGCGCUAAAGUAAUCGUUUUAAAUUGUUCCUUCAUUACUUUGAACGCCAACCAGCAUCUCUUUGCAGAUUGCGUGUUUUGUAGUGAAAAAUGCUCUCGAAAAUUGUAA